Messenger RNA from Alternaria arbusti, 636 nucleotides. RefSeq lists its product as uncharacterized. Bases 1 to 636 code for a protein of 211 amino acids. NCBI's taxonomy places the organism in Eukaryota, Fungi, Ascomycota, Dothideomycetes, Pleosporales, Pleosporaceae. The record is from RefSeq and is a predicted model, not a curated record. The transcript has 2 exons.
AUGGCGGAUCCUCUCAGCAUCACGGGAUCCGUGGUAGGCAUCACUGCAGCCGGCGUACGAGUCUCCGUGAAGCUGUACGCCCUCGCCGAAAAGGUUGCGACAGCGAGCCAAAGAGUUACAAGUAUCGCGGACGACAUCAGCAGCACUUGCGCAAUCCUCAACCAGGUGCGAGAACUCAUCAUACCGCAGCCUGAUGCGCAAGGCACGCUGAAAUCUGUCUUCAACUCCGUCGCUCUCAUCGACAUCUCGCGCGCUCUUCGCCACUGCAGGUCUUCCUUCACAGAAACAGAGACUCUUCUGCGUCGCGCGUUCGAGCAGGUGGGAAAACGGCCCGCCCUGCAUUCAAAGAUUGAGCUCUCUCCGUUCGAAAAGGCAAAAUGGCCGUUUCUGCAGCCACAAUUCGAUGAAGUGCGCAACGAUCUUCGAGAUGCGAAGAGCAACCUUGUUCUGAUGAUUGCUGUGGCUAGUCUUGCUCUUGCGCAGAGGGACGGACGACAACGACCGAUCCAUGAGACGGAGAGACUGGAACUCGGGUCUACGAUUGUGCAGCUGCAACGGGCGAGCACGGUCAAGACAAGAAGAACCUACGACAUCCACCCCAUCAUUCGAGGCGACGGCAGUAGCCCAGUGCCAUGA